Penaeus indicus is the source of this 1497-nucleotide messenger RNA. Its product is annotated as tektin-2-like. Gene Ontology annotation, biological process: cilium movement involved in cell motility; cilium assembly. The coding region runs from base 1 to 1497 and encodes 498 amino acids. NCBI's taxonomy places the organism in Eukaryota, Metazoa, Arthropoda, Malacostraca, Decapoda, Penaeidae. The transcript has 10 exons. The record is from RefSeq and is a predicted model, not a curated record. Gene Ontology annotation, cellular component: microtubule cytoskeleton; nucleus.
AUGAAGGUGGAGAAGCCUGUGGCACGGCACUUGCCCGAAGAUUGGCAUCGUAACAACGCCGCUCUUCGCCAGGCCAGCCACGAUACGCGGACGACUUCCCACAAUCUGCGGAAUGAGAGUACACACUUUCGUAAUCAGACAACCAAUAAAACGUGGUGGGAUAAUGCGGACAACACCAUACGCCUUCAAGACCGAAUCUAUGAAGUCCAGAGGGUCACUGACGACCUGGAUCGUUCGCUGAGACAAACCCUGGCCGAGAUCGCGAAGCUGGAGGCCGCCAAGGAGACAGCGGAAGCCGAGCUGGAGGCAAGAGUGUCACCUCUCAACACGGCCAUGGAGUGCCUCACCCUCAGAGAGCGACGCAGGGAGGGCGACCUCGUUAAGGAUGAUAUUGAGCUGGAGCUUCACAAGGAGGUGCGGACGCUUGAGAAAUCGCGAGCCGAGCUUGAGAAGGUCGUCCUCGAUGCGGUGUCGCAGCUGAGGGUACUCCACGAAGCCAAGCAGAACCUCCAGGACGACCUCAAGGACAAGAGGGCAGCCCUGGCAGUGGACAGAGAGCAGGAGGCGCUGACCGAGCACUCGCCCGAGAUCUCCUUCAAACCCGACCCGCUUCGAGUCCCGCCAGGAACCAUUCUGCCUGCCGACUGGCUCGAACACCCAUUGAAGAACAUGGCUGCCGCUGAGAACGCCAUCAAGGAAUCGCAAAGCUUGAGGGACCGCAUGUGUGUCACCAUACAAGUAAGAGGUGACAAUAUAGUCGAAGCUUAUCCGUCGGUGAUCCUCAGACGGCGCGACGGAACGAUGAGACGCAACAGACGGCUUCGGAUUAUGCACUUCGACGCAGGCUUCACCAGGAGAGUCGAGCAAGGGAUGAGCUGCAGUGGCAAAAGGAUCGGCUCCUGGAGGAAAUUCGGGCUCAGGAGGAGGAGGUGGAGUAGGAGCGUUCCUUCGGGGAACGCUUAUACCGUGAAGCCUCGUUCAAUUAAGCAACACUGUACUGUAGACUCAACUUUGCUUUGUUCUCAGAUUUCGGCCUUGGAAGAGCAGCUUCGUGCUUCCUCGCUUCCCUUGAAGGUGGCGCAGACGAGGCUGGAGGGAAGGACGGCCCGAGUGCGGUACGACUUGGUGAGGGACGCUCCUCAGGACGGCCUGGUGGCGGAGGUCCAGCAUAUAACAGAAACCCGGACGCUCCUGAGGGAAAAACUGGCCAAAGCACUUAAGGCAAUGUUUGUGGAUUUCCAGAAUGGUCAGUGGUCAAAAACAAAUGCACCAGAUAUCAAAGGUUACACAGCAUUAUGGGAUGCCCUUCAUACCUUGCAACGACACCUCCGAACGGUGGACGUGGAUCUUGGAAGGAAAAACUUGUCAGUGAGCCUCGAGCAGAAGGUGACCGGUACAAGGGUCGUCCUCAAAGCACCUCAGCCAAAGGAGUCACUAACUCAGGCUAACCUCACUCUUACUGGUUCCCUUAGGAAACACCCUACACAAAUCUUGUAA